Messenger RNA from Penaeus chinensis, 1061 nucleotides. RefSeq names its product 39S ribosomal protein L22, mitochondrial-like (gene mRpL22). Gene Ontology annotation, molecular function: structural constituent of ribosome. The record is from RefSeq and is a predicted model, not a curated record. The coding region runs from base 89 to 808 and encodes 239 amino acids. Gene Ontology annotation, biological process: translation; ribosome assembly. Gene Ontology annotation, cellular component: mitochondrial large ribosomal subunit; ribosome. The transcript is spliced from 5 exons. NCBI's taxonomy places the organism in Eukaryota, Metazoa, Arthropoda, Malacostraca, Decapoda, Penaeidae.
AAAAGAUAUAGAGAGAAAAGUAUUUAGAAAAAUAAAUAAAUAAAAUUGGAUCCCGGUCCCCCUGAGUAUAUGUUGUUUACAUGUGAAGAUGGCUGCCUCCAUAUCCCGUGUAGUCGGGUUGGCAGCUCUUGAGUCCAGCCUCUUCCGCCUAAGCCUAGGAACGAUACAAAGGCCAUUAUUAUGUACUACAGCAUCAAAUCUCCUUUCACCAUCUGACACUACAACUCCAUUAAGUUUAGUUCAGAAAAGUGGCCUUCACACAUCAACUGGGAACCAGAGCUGGGAGAGGCCUCGUGGGCCCAGGAAAUGGCUCCUCAACAAUCAAACAAAAUUUGCACCAACUCCUUUUGGAGAACAGGAGAGACCAGCAUAUGUGUGUCAUGUAAAAGAAAACGUAAAAUACAGCCCCGAUAAGAUGUGGUAUGUGGCUUGCUUAGUUCGGGGAAUGAAGAUUGAUGAUGCAAUCCAUCAGCUGCAAUUUGUACACAAGAAAGGAGCAGUUGCAGUGCGGGAGGCUCUCGAAGAGGCCCAGGAAAUGGCUGUCAGGAACCAUAAUGUUGAAUUUAAGAGUAAUUUGUGGGUCUCGGAAUCCUUUGUGGGCAAGGGACUGGUUAUUAAGGGCUUCAGACGACAUGCACGACGUAGGUUUGGUCACGUGAAGUACAAGCACUGUCACUACUUUGUGACACUAGAGGAGGGAGAGCCACCAGAACAUUACUAUCCCCAUAGUAGGAAACUGACACCACAGGAGAUGCUAGAAGAAUGGCUGGAGAGCAAACGAAAACGCACCAUUCCAAUGUCCUUGUAGUCUGCCACAGGACAAGUUGGAAUAGAGAACAUGUCUUUCUUUUUUACCUCCAGAUUUGUAGCAUCCAUAGAAUCUUCAGAUCAGAUUCAAGAACAGAGAUGGAAUUGAACUAAACUUGAAAUGUGAUUUUCAAAUCAGUUUAGGAGCGUAAACUUGUAAGCUCGUGUUCCUUGGAAUAAUUUGUUUCCAUCAAUUACAAAUUAUGUCUUGGAGAGGUUUUGUAAAUAUCAGUUAUUAAAUUUGUUUUAUUAGA